Molecule: messenger RNA, 968 nt
Organism: Condylura cristata (star-nosed mole)
Lineage: Eukaryota; Metazoa; Chordata; Mammalia; Eulipotyphla; Talpidae
Gene: MDP1
Product: magnesium-dependent phosphatase 1
Exons: 6
Coding region: 74-568 (164 amino acids)
Molecular function (GO): acid phosphatase activity
Source: RefSeq, a predicted model, not a curated record
GAGGGCGUGCAGCAGCCUCUACAUCCUCUAGGAAGUCGCGUCUUCCUGUGCGCGAACUGGGGGUUUGUCCGUCAUGGCCCGGCUCCCGAAGCUCGCAGUCUUUGAUCUGGAUUACACGCUCUGGCCAUUUUGGGUGGACACACACGUAGACCCCCCGUUCCACAAGAGCAGUGAUGAAACUGUACGAGAUAUGCGAGGUCAAACCAUCCGACUGUACCCAGAGGUGCCUGAAGUCCUGGAACGAUUGCGGGGCCUUGGGGUGCUGGUUGCGGCAGCUUCCAGGACAGGUGAAAUUAAAGGGGCCACCCAGCUACUGGAGCUCUUUAACCUUAGCAGACAUUUCGUUCAUAAGGAAAUUUAUCCAGGCAGCAAGGUCACACACUUCCAGAGGUUACAGCAAAAGACCGGAGUCCCUUUUUCCCAGAUGAUCUUCUUUGACGAUGAGAAUCGGAAUAUUGUUGACGUCAGCAAACUGGGUGUUACCUGCAUUCAUGUCCAGAAUGGAAUGAGUCUUAAAACCCUCACUCAAGGGUUGGAGGCUUUUGCAAAGGUGCAAGCUGGACCCUGAGGGUCCUGUGGGUGAGCCUCAUUUGGAGCAAAGAACUGAAUGGUUCACAGGGAUACUUUGUUCAGAUGUAUUUGUAAAUUAUUAAAGUGUAUUUGUGUGUGGCAUAUCUCACCCACCGUGGAUUAUUUAUUUUUCCAGUGUGUGAACCCAGGCUUGGCACUCUAAAGUUACCGAGACCAAAGCGUGAGGCAUUAAACUGCAUCAGGUUCUGCCUUGUCAACUUGGGGCAAACCAGGUGGGCACAGAGCCCCCUUUCGGCCUCAUCACCACCCCCUUUGCUGAGCUCCGUAAAGGGCGUGAAUAACCCUCCCACUGGUUCUCGGUAGUGGGGUGCACUGUUCUGUCUGUUUCCGUCCCGGAAACAAAUAUUUUGUUUUGCGGUGGGGGUAAAUUGUUUAUG